Molecule: messenger RNA, 1860 nt
Organism: Pecten maximus
Lineage: Eukaryota; Metazoa; Mollusca; Bivalvia; Pectinida; Pectinidae
Product: monocarboxylate transporter 12-like
Exons: 7
Coding region: 228-1718 (496 amino acids)
Biological process (GO): transmembrane transport; monocarboxylic acid transport
Molecular function (GO): monocarboxylic acid transmembrane transporter activity
Source: RefSeq, a predicted model, not a curated record
GUUUAUCAUAAUGAUAGUCCCAAUGGGUGUUUUACGCAAUGAGGCAGUAAGUGGGUGACUUUUUUGUAUCGCACCGCAGUGAAAUAAACAUCUCGCAUACUAAGGAUAUGUGUGUUAAGUGGAGUGUGAAGUGGAGCAUUCGCUCCUGGGGAUCGGCAGGGGAAAGUCGUCUGAAACCAACAUCACUUUAUAUAUGGUAACCAGGAGCAUUAACAGGGACACUACAGAUGGCGCUCAAAAGACAACCCGUGGAUGGUGGCUACGCAUGGGUAAUCCUACUAGCGUGUGCACUCCUGUACAUGACAUUGGUUGGCACAUGUAAAGCUUUUGGAAUCCUCUACAAUGAAUUUCUGAAGAAGUAUGACGCGGGAGCGGGGAACACUGCCUGGAUAAGCAGCCUCAUGUUCUUCCUCAGCUUCGCUCUAGGACCUCUUGCCAACUACCUCGUUGGGGUGUUUUCUUUCCGGUCCGUCGUUAUGUUUGGCGGUCUGCUGGUAUCCACAGGUUACUUCAUAAGCGCCUUUGUAACACGGAUGGAGUGGAUGUUUCUCACGAUAGGAGUGGUAUGUGGAUUUGGCAGUGGCCUUGCUUUUGCGCCUUGUGGAACGAUAGUGAGUUUCUAUUUUGUGAAGAGGCGAGCUCUGGCUAACGGGAUUAUGGUAUCAGGUAGUGGCCUCAGUAGCUUUAUAUUUCCAUACUUAUACCGGUACGUCAUUGAUCAGUUCAGUGUCACUGGUGCAAUGAUUAUAAUAAGUGGGUUGGUACUCCACAUGUGUGUCGCAGGCGCCCUCUUACGUCAGCCUCAGGAACUGUCAGUUUGUUCAGAGGAUCGGAAGCCUCACCAACAGACCAGUACAUCAAACAUUUGUUGUGUGUAUCUGAAAUUACUCAAAAACACACGUUUAACAGUGUUUAUUGCAGUUUUCACUAUAAAUAUAAUGGCAUAUGCUGCCAAUUUUACUGCCUUUCCAGCGCAUAUGCAGUCUCUUGGAUUUGAGGAAAGUCAGAUAGCAGUGGCAUUUUCUAUGAUUGGAGCAGCUGAAAUAUUCACCAGGGCACUGAUUGGGUGGUUUGCUGACAAGAAGUACGUUUCGAACACCGUUAUAAUGGUAUUUGCGGCUGUGAUAAGUGGGACAGCUGCCAUUUUACUGCCCUUGUUCAAGACUUUUCCGGUUAUGGUUACCUACGGUUUGAUAGUGGGGAUAUUUCCGGGUGCAUUUUGGAGUCUGAUGGCAGUCGUCCUGUUAGAGUGUGUUCCUUUGGUGGAGCUCACGUCAGCGUUUGGCCUCCUCUACAUGUUCAUGUCCUCGGCAAUAGCACUCAGCCAGCCUGGAAUGGGUUGGAUUGAGGACGCGACAGGGACCUGGGAUUUGUCUUUCCGGAUUAUGGGGUCUUUCAACCUCCUAACAGCUUUGAUCUUAAUAUGUGAACCUUUCCUUAUGUCGUUAUCCCGUCAUGGCCAAGACGAGGAGGAGGACGCUGAACAGAAAGAUACAAAGAUUUUACAUGGUGAAAAACUUCAAAAAUCCCCUACAAUUCUACAUGAUCAUUACGAUUCACGUGAGCGUGCCAUAACCGUGCCAGUUAGUGACGUCAUUGAUUCAACAGCCAUGUCAAAUAUCACAUAUGAACGUCUGUCUCAAGAUAACACAAGGAAAGCAGAUGAACGGUUAGAACUCCUAGCUCCAAUAGCGACAUCAGACGAAUUCGUUAUAUAGCAAUAAAUGUGAUAUAAUUUUAUACAUUAUACAUGUUUACAUAUAUAAGUGUAGUUUUAAAUUUCAUAAUAAAGUUCUAAAAGAGAUUUAACUUACCAAAUUUACAUUAAUGAAAUAUAAAAAAAAAAAAAAAAAAGAUUGU